This is a messenger RNA of Marmota flaviventris (yellow-bellied marmot), 948 nucleotides long. RefSeq names its product olfactory receptor 8K3-like. NCBI's taxonomy places the organism in Eukaryota, Metazoa, Chordata, Mammalia, Rodentia, Sciuridae. Gene Ontology annotation, cellular component: membrane. Gene Ontology annotation, molecular function: G protein-coupled receptor activity; olfactory receptor activity. Gene Ontology annotation, biological process: G protein-coupled receptor signaling pathway. The record is from RefSeq and is a predicted model, not a curated record.
AUGGACAAACACAAUCUAACAACGUUGAAAGAAUUAAUCCUAAUGGGAAUCACAGACGUCCCUGAACUGCAGGCUCCAUUAUUUGUGCUUUUCCUCAUUGUGUACAUGAUCUCAGUGGUUGGUAACUUGGGCUUGAUUAUCCUCACCAAUAUAGAUGCACACUUGCACAUACCCAUGUACUUUUUCCUCAGACACUUGUCUUUCACAGAUCUUGGUUAUUCAACAGCCGUGGGGCCCAAAAUGUUAUUAGAUUUUGUUGCCGAGCGACCUACAAUCUCCUACUCUUGGUGUGCUACCCAACUCACCUUCUUCAGUGUGUUCAUUAUUAGUGAACUUUUCAUUCUGUCAACAAUGGCCUAUGACCGCUAUGUGGCCAUCUGUAACCCCUUGCUCUACACAGUCAUCAUGUCACAAGCAUUGUGUCAUGUGCUGGUGGCAAUCACUUAUCUCUACAGUGUCUUUUUAUCUUUGCUGACCAUCAUAAAAAUUUUCACUUCCCCAUUUUGUGGACAAAAUGUCAUCAGGCAUUUUUACUGUGAUAGUCUGCCUUUGAUAUCUUUGCUGUGCUCAGACACACAUGAAAUUAGGCUGAUCAUUCUAAUAUUUUCAACUUUCAAUUUGGUUUCAUCUCUUCUGAUAAUCCUUGUCUCCUACAUUCUGAUCUUUGUCACCAUCCUCAGGAUGAACUCUGCAGAAAGCAAGUACAAGGCCUUCUCCACCUGUGGGUCUCACCUGACAGCUGUAAUGGUAUUCUAUGGGACUCUGUUCUUUAUGUAUGUGCAACCUAAGUCCAGCCAUUCCUUUGACACUGAUAAAGUGGCCUCUGUAUUUUACACUCUGGGGAUACCCAUGCUAAAUCCCAUGAUCUAUAGUUUCAGGAAUAAAGAAGUGAAAAAUGCCCUACAGAGAACCUGGAAAAUGUGUGCACAUAUUCUGUUUAAAAAUUAA